GCGGUUGCGGCGGAAGUGGAAGCGCGUGACGCGGCACGCCCGGGCGCCGGCUACGUUGCGGGAAGGGAAGUUGGACCCACGGCGGCUGGGCUGGGCCGCAGGGCGGUGGUGGCGGGCUAGCUCGGGCCCGGUCCGGGCGGUAGCGGGGCUCCAGAUGUUGCCAAGUACUUCAAUGAAUUCCUCAAUGCUGGGGAAUGGAGCCUUGAAUUCCAGGGAUGCAGCAAGACAUACGGCUGGCGCAAAACGUUACAAAUACCUGAGAAGGCUUUUUCGUUUUCGGCAGAUGGACUUUGAGUUUGCUGCCUGGCAGAUGUUCUACCUGUUCACUUCCCCACAGCGGGUUUAUAGAAACUUUCAUUACCGAAAACAGACAAAGGACCAGUGGGCCAGAGAUGACCCUGCUUUCUUGGUCCUGUUAAGUAUCUGGCUCUGUGUGUCCACUAUAGGAUUUGGCUUUGUCUUGGACAUGGGAUUUUUUGAGACGAUUAAGCUUCUCCUUUGGGUUGUAUUCAUAGAUUGUGUAGGUGUUGGUCUUCUAAUAGCAACUUUAAUGUGGUUCAUCUCUAACAAGUAUUUAGUGAAACGACAGAGCAGAGACUAUGAUGUGGAGUGGGGCUAUGCCUUUGAUGUGCACCUGAAUGCUUUUUAUCCACUCCUAGUCAUUUUGCAUUUUAUCCAGCUUUUUUUCAUCAACCAUGUUAUCCUAACAGACACGUUUAUUGGAUAUUUAGUUGGAAAUACUUUAUGGUUGAUUGCAGUUGGCUAUUAUAUCUAUGUAACCUUCCUGGGAUACAGUGCAUUGCCAUUUUUGAAAAAUACAGUAAUUCUUCUCUAUCCAUUUGCACCUCUCAUUCUACUCUACGGGCUGUCACUGGCGCUAGGAUGGAACUUUACCCAUACUCUGUGCUCUUUCUACAAGUACAGAGUGAAAUGAAAAGACAGAAUGAGAAUAUUCCAUCUUAACUGUGUCAACAGUAUUGAUGAAAUGAUGAUUUCUUGUAAACUUGUAAAUAAACUAUUUGUAGAUAAAGGUGUAAAGUUUGCAAAUUUGAAUAAAUAUAUGUUAACACUGUUGU
Messenger RNA from Cynocephalus volans (Philippine flying lemur), 1076 nucleotides. It is a transcript of the gene UNC50, whose product is annotated as unc-50 inner nuclear membrane RNA binding protein. The record is from RefSeq and is a predicted model, not a curated record. Gene Ontology annotation, cellular component: Golgi membrane. The coding region runs from base 155 to 934 and encodes 259 amino acids. NCBI's taxonomy places the organism in Eukaryota, Metazoa, Chordata, Mammalia, Dermoptera, Cynocephalidae. The transcript is spliced from 6 exons.